AAGCGAUGCUCAGCACAUUUAAUGUUAUUUAGAUUUCUAAGAAGUUUAAUCUUUUUUAGUUUUCUAAUUAGUAUUUAAGGCAUCUUAAUAAGAUUAAACCAGGAACGCUAAGCAUAAUUUUAAUCCUUAAAACGUAAAGAAGCCGCUAGAAGUACUAGAAAUAAGUGAACAUAUUUUUGGCAGACGUGAACGACGGAUAAUUAGGGUCCCGCAUUAGGCACAACGCAUCCCUCAGGCAACCGCUCCCAUCAUCCCUCCCAUCUGCACCGGAAGUGCGAAGGACGCGGCGUUGGUGGUGUGAGUCCGAGGUGGAAAAAAAUGCACCCAUCGAAGAAAAUGAUCCCUGCCGAACUGGACGAUCAUGAGAAGGGCAAGCUGUUUGUCGGCGGGCUGUCCUGGGAGACGACGCACGAGAACCUGCAGCGUUACUUUAGCCGCUACGGCGAGGUCAUCGACUGCGUGGUGAUGAAGAACAACGAGACGGGUCGCUCGCGCGGUUUCGGUUUCGUGACGUUCGCCGACCCGGAGAACGUGGACCGUGCGCUCGAGAACGGGCCGCACACGCUCGACGGUCGCACGAUCGACCCGAAGCCGUGCAAUCCGCGCUCGCAGCACAAACCGAAGCGCACCGGCGGCUACCCGAAGGUGUUCCUGGGCGGUCUGCCACCGAACAUCACCGAGACCGACCUGCGCACCUUCUUCUGUCGCUACGGCAACGUCAUGGAGGUGGUGAUCAUGUACGAUCAGGAGAAGAAGAAGUCGCGCGGUUUCGGCUUUCUGUCGUUCGAGAACGAGGGCGCGGUGGAGCGGGCAACUAGCGACCACUUCGUCCACAUCAGCGGCAAGCAGGUGGAGGUGAAAAAGGCCGAGCCUCGCGAUGGAAACCAGAACAGUAAUAACAGCAUGAGCACGGACUCGUACCAGUGGGGCUCGCCGCAGGCGCCUCCGAUGGGCAAUGGCCAGAUGGGCGGCCCUCCGAUGAACAUGCAGUCGAACAUGAUCCAGGGCUACCAGAGCUGGGGCGCAUCGCAGCCGCAGCAGGGCUACGGUGGCUACGGAGCGGGUGCAGCCGGUGCCGCCAAUGCCUAUCAGGGCUGGGGCGCUCCGCCGCCACCGCAGCAGUGGGGCAACUACAACACGACGCCCCAGCAAACGCAGGGCUACGGUGGGUACGACGUGUACAACAACUCGGGCGCCGGUGGUGCCGGUGGGUACGGAUCGGGCAACUGGAACUCGUGGAACAUGCCACCGAAUACGGCGGGUUCGGCUGCCGGCUCGACCGCGGACAUGUACACGCGUCCGCAAUCGGGCCCCACCGGUGGACCGGGUGCAUCCGCUGGUCCCACGAGUGGAGGACCUUCGAAACCGGGCUCGGAGUACGGCGGUGUAUCAGCCUACGGUGGCGGUGCUUCGGCCGCGGCAGCGGCUGCGGCGGCCGCAACCGGCUACAACUACUACCAGAACGAUCAAAACACGUACAACAACCGGCCGCGCUCGGUGUACGGUGCCGGUAGUGAUGCCACCACUCAGCCUCCCUACCAGGCCUUCUAAGCGUCCAACGGAGGGAAGGGGAGAGGCACCAGUUGGUGGUGUUGGUGGUGAUGGUGGUGAUGGUAGCGGCCCAGAAGUAGCAGAAGAAGCAAAAGAAAGAAGCAGGAGAGACAGAAUUGCAAAAUUUAUAAUUUUUGAUUUAAUUCAGCUGGUUAAGAUAUUCCGAGAUUCCACCGGAGAGAAAAAGGACGGGCCAACCUUUUGGGUUGGCGGGCAAGGAGCGGAAGGAAAUGAAUGGAAUGGCGCGGUGGAAUUUCGGCUCAUAUAUAUAUACUUUUUUAUGUUCAAAUGUAUACUCAAAAAGCUCAUACAGUACAGUAACUUACGGCUACAUCUUUGCAUUCAUAUAACAAAGAAACAAACGCAACGUACGCGCACCACUCCCCUUUGGAACGGAUCGGUUUUAUUUUAUCAAGCAACGCGGGCGGAGGUUUAGAUACAACCUUUAAAAAAAAGGGAAAAACCUAUAUAUAAAUAUAUACUAAUGAUACACAGCAUAUAAACAAACAAACAAAUGGGGGCGAGCAUUGUGAGAUAAAUGAUUCAAAUAGCGAGAGAAGAAAACGGAUGCUUGACGAGCAGAUGAGAUAAGAAAAUAACUAUAACUCUACAGUAGCGGAAAAGGAAAAAGCAUCAGUAAUAAGAAACAAAACGAAACAAACCUAGCGUAAAAGCAGACACAAAACCAACAAGAAACACACAGACACACACAAGAGUAUGAUAAUUUACAAAUUAAUGCAAGUAUGAAGAUUAACGGAUGUAAAACCGAUGUGUAGCGAGAUGGGCUAAAACAUGCAAGUUACUAAACAGAAAAAGAUAAAACGAGUAAAAGCAUCAGGAUAAUUGGCAAGACAAGAACAAGAGAAAGGAGAAGUAAAGCAAACCGGAAACUCACACGGCAAGACUCUUUUAGGGGGCGAAUAGUAGUAGGUUUACAACGUUGCGAUGGAGACGGAUGGAUUUUGUACCCAAAAGAUUCCGUUCCGAGGUAGAAACAAUCACAGUAGUGUGUGUACUGUAUUGGAUUGUCUUUCGUUUCUUUUUUUAGUGUUGGAGGAAAAUUGUUCAAAACGUGAUAGCACGCUCCUAGUAGAAUCCCCGCCAAUAUUCUUCGCGUAUAAGGAUACGUAGGAUUUUUGUAUCUUCUAACUACUUUGGCAAGCUCCAGGACGAACGUCGACCGUUGAGAAACACAGUGUACAGUUGAUAAUUUUGUUUGCCUAUAUUGGAUUAAUGAGAGUCUCGCUCUUUGGAGCGAAUCGACAAAGAAAAAUUCGGAUUUUCGCUUGUACCGUUCAUUAGUAGCAGAAUUCAUAAUACAUAUAGAACUUAAAACGUGAGGAACGAACAGGAAAAAAACAGGUUGUUUUAAAUCAUUGAAAAGCUUCUAGUAAGACAGAAACUAGGCGAAGGAGAGAAAAGAGCGAUUAGAGCAAAUGUGGGAGAUUUGUUUCUUGUUUCUUUACACAUAAAACAAUCGAUCGAA
Molecule: messenger RNA, 3037 nt
Organism: Anopheles coustani
Lineage: Eukaryota; Metazoa; Arthropoda; Insecta; Diptera; Culicidae
Gene: Hrb27C
Product: heterogeneous nuclear ribonucleoprotein 27C
Exons: 2
Coding region: 319-1551 (410 amino acids)
Molecular function (GO): RNA binding
Source: RefSeq, a predicted model, not a curated record